This is a messenger RNA of Hipposideros armiger (great roundleaf bat), 2397 nucleotides long. It is a transcript of the gene SENP3, whose product is annotated as SUMO specific peptidase 3. Gene Ontology annotation, biological process: protein desumoylation; proteolysis. The transcript has 11 exons. The coding region runs from base 242 to 1966 and encodes 574 amino acids. Gene Ontology annotation, cellular component: nucleus. Gene Ontology annotation, molecular function: deSUMOylase activity. NCBI's taxonomy places the organism in Eukaryota, Metazoa, Chordata, Mammalia, Chiroptera, Hipposideridae. The record is from RefSeq and is a predicted model, not a curated record.
GAGGGGGAGGUGGUGGAGGUGGAAGCUGAAGCAGAGCAAGAGGCGGCCGCGGCGGGGCGGCUCAGCGGCACGGCGCGCGGGCCAGAAGCGUUGGAAUUCUGAAUUGAGACGGCUACGCCUGAAGACAGCAGGAGUGGCGGGUCUGCCGCCGUCGCCAGAGAGAUGAGCCGGGAAGCCUGAGGCCGGAGACGCCCGCCCUCGGGCCCGUCCGUCCGGCUUCCCUUCUCCCGGCUACUGGAAGAUGAAGGAGACUAUACAAGGCACCGGGUCUUGGGGGCCUGAGCCUCCUGGACCUGGCAUAGCCCCAGCUUACUCAAGCCCUAGGCGAGAGCGUCUUCGUUGGCCCCCACCCCCAAAACCCCGACUAAAAUCAGGUGGAGGGUUUGGGCCAGAUCCUGGGUCAGGGACCACAGUGCCAGCCAGACGCCUCCCUGUCCCUCGGCCUUCUUUCGAUGCCUCAGCUAGUGAAGAGGAGGAAGAAGAAGAGGAAGACGAAGAUGAAGAUGAGGAAGAGGAAGUGGCAGCUUGGAGGUUGCCCCCCAGAUGGGGUCAGCUGGGAGCCACCCAGCGACCUCGCCCUCCCCGUCCUACUCAUCGAAAAACCUGCUUACAGCGCCGCCGCAGAGCUAUGAGAGCCUUCCAGAUGCUGUUCUACUCAAAAAGCACCUCGCUGACAUUCCACUGGAAGCUCUGGGGGCGUCAUCGGGGCCGGCGGCGGAGCCUCACACACCCUAAGAACCAUCUUUCACCCCAGGAAGGGGGUGCUACACCGCAGGUGCCAUCCCCCUGCUGUCGUUUUGACUCCCCUCGGGGGCCACCUCCCCCUCGGCUGGGUCUGCUAGGUGCUCUCAUGGCUGAGGAUGGGGUGAGAGGGUCUCCACCAGUACCCUCUGUGCCCCCCAUGGAGGAAGAUGGAUUAAGGUGGACUCCAAAGUCUCCUCUGGACCCUGACUCAGGCCUCCUCUCUUGUACUCUGCCCAAUGGCUUUGGGGGACCAUCUGGGCCGGAAGGGGAGCGAAGUCUGGCACCCUCUGAUGCCAGCAUCCUCAUCAGCAAUGUGUGCAGCAUCGGGGACCAUGUGGCCCAGGAACUUUUUCAGGGCUCAGAUUUGGGCACUGCAGAAGAAGCAGAGCGGCCUGGGGAGAAAGCUGGCCAGCAUAGCCCCCUGCGAGAGGAGCAUGUGACCUGUGUGCAGAGCAUCUUAGAUGAAUUCCUUCAAACUUAUGGCAGCCUCAUCCCCCUCAGCACUGAUGAGGUAGUAGAGAAAUUGGAGGACAUUUUCCAGCAGGAAUUUUCUACACCUUCCAGGAAGGGCCUGGUGCUGCAGCUGAUCCAGUCAUACCAGCGGAUGCCAGGAAAUGCCAUGGUGAGGGGCUUCCGAGUGGCCUAUAAACGGCACGUGUUGACCAUGGAUGACCUGGGGACCUUGUAUGGACAGAACUGGCUCAAUGACCAGGUGAUGAACAUGUAUGGAGACCUGGUCAUGGACACAGUCCCUGAAAAGGUGCAUUUCUUCAACAGUUUCUUCUACGAUAAACUCCGUACCAAGGGUUAUGAUGGGGUGAAAAGGUGGACCAAAAACGUGGACAUCUUCAAUAAGGAGCUACUGCUAAUCCCCAUCCACCUGGAGGUGCAUUGGUCCCUCAUCUCUGUUGAUGUGAGGCGACGCACCAUCACCUAUUUUGACUCGCAGCGCACCCUAAACCGCCGCUGCCCUAAGCAUAUUGCCAAGUAUCUACAGGCAGAGGCAGUGAAGAAAGACCGGCUGGAUUUCCACCAGGGCUGGAAAGGUUAUUUCAAAAUGAAUGUGGCCAGGCAGAAUAAUGACAGUGACUGUGGCGCCUUUGUGUUGCAGUACUGCAAGCACCUGGCCCUGUCUCAGCCAUUCAGCUUCACCCAGCAGGACAUGCCCAAACUUCGUCGGCAGAUCUACAAGGAGCUGUGUCACUGCAAACUCACUGUGUGAGCCUCAUAUCCCAGGCCUCAAGCCCAUUCCUUAAUGGGCAGGGGGACAUGGGAGACCCUUCCUUCCCAAGAAACUCCAAUUCCUUUCCUCACCCGCCUCUCCCCACCCAAUUCCCUUUGGUUUUUCAUAUUUAAAUGUUUUAAUUGAUUUCUGUAUUUUUUUCUUUGAGAGAAUACUUGUUGAUUUCUGAUGUUUAGGGGGUGGCUAUGGAAAAGCCCCUUUUCCCCUCUUGUCUGCAGGAGAGUAUGGCCUUGCAGCCUGCCUGGGGCAGUCAUCCCCCUUCCACGUGUGUGGGUGGGUCCAGGAAAAUCUGUGCUGGGGGUGGUGGGCGGGCAAAGGGAUUACUGCCUGCCAGAUCUUCAAACUUUUUUUUAUAUAUAUAUAUAAAUGCCACGGUCCUGCUCUGGUCAAUAAAGGAUCCUUUGGAGAUA